AUGGCAAAAGAUCUAAUUAAUCAGCUUUUCAUCUGCAAAGAUCGACUUGUGGAAGAGUCAUUAAAAGGGUUUGAGGAGUCCAAGCUACUUCGGAGGCUUAUAUCAGGAACAGUCAUGAAUAAAUAUGCAUAUAAUAAUGGAAAGAAACACCCAAGAGAGUUUUCAAUAUCUCCGGACUUGAAAUAUUUUCAAUGAAAAAUUGAAAAUUCUAAUAGAAAACUUCGCAGAUUUUCAAUUAAUGAUAUAAACGAUGUAGUAAUAGGGAAUUCUGAGUUUUCAUGCAAGGUAUCAUCAAUGAAUUUGAAAAACGACUCAGAAAAUCUUUGCUUCACUAUUGAAUUGUGCGAAUAAAAUGACAUAUCGGCUUGGAAAUGAAGCCUCAAACAUGCUUUAUUUAUAUCCGGCAAGGGUUUGCCAACUCAGAAAUUGACAGAAAUGCAAGCUAAGUAAUUGUGGUAGCCUAGCUUUAGUCUGCUUCGGGAUUGGAUUUUAUCUCAAUGAAAAGGUGGAUUCAGAGCUGGAAAGAAAACUCUCAGCAAAAUCUUUAAGCAAUGCCUAGAUCAAUCGAACAUCUUCUUAGCGUGAAACUGGGAGUUACACCCAGGCUUUGAAUUUUUUCCUUACUCCCCCCCCCCUCCGUGAGCGAACAAAACCAUUAGAAAAAUCGCCAUUUUUUGACCAAAAACCCCACCCUCCGUGAGUGAACAAAAAUUUUUUUAAAUAGAAAAAAUUUUAAUGGAAAAAAAUUUUGAUAUAUAAAGUGAUAAUUAGUAUAAUGAAAUCUAGAGCUAAUUCUGUUUAAUUUUAAACAAAUUGCGUUUUAAAACAUAAAUUUUGCAAAUUAAAUUAAUAUUUGCUUCCAAAUUUUUGCAAAUUAGGAUUUUUUUAAAUUUCGAAAAAAAAUAUUUUUUUAUAAAAUUUAUAUAUAAAUUUUUUUUUAAAAAAAAAAAAUUAACCCCCCCCUCCGUGAGCGAACAAAAUUUUAUUGUUCGCUCACGGAGGGGGGGGGGGGGUUUAGCUGAAAAUUGUCCAGAAAUUCCCAUUUUUUUAAUUUUUGUACGGGCAGCCAAGCAGCAUGCUGCAGAAGUCCAUAGCCUUCCUAUUCAACACUGGAGUUGGCAAGGCAAGGAAAAGACAGAGACACAUAACCCUACUUUACAGGUGCCCAUGGAUCAGGUGGUGAAGAAGAGGAAAGGCAGUGCUCGAUUCAAUACUUGCCUGGCUAGCCAUCUAACUCGAAGAAGUACUUCCUGUUGACCUUGCAAAGAUGGUAAAUCACUUGCAGGGAUCCUAGAUAACUGCAUUACUAACAGGCAGUAGUCAACCCUGAAUUUAAGUUUAUUUUAAGCUUCACAAUUAAAUUGAAGCAGAGAAACGUUGAUAUUGUCGCCCCUACAGACCGUGAGCGCGAUAUGUGGGUAAGAGGAGUUAGCUUGCUUAUAGGCAGUGACGAAAUGGCAAGCGAAAAAUCCAUAAAAUCCCUAGAUGAAGAAAUAAACGAUCUUAAAAAGCACCUUUUAAAAAAAUCUAAAAGCGAAGUUCACUUCGAAGGCGCAGCCAUCGACAAUUCCAGCGACGAAGGCAUUAUUGAAAACGAAGACACCAAAAAAUUUAAAAAUAAAAUAAAAUCAUUAGAACAAGAACGCCAAAUUUUAAAUGACCAAAUCAAGCACUUGACUGAAGAAAUUGAUAAGAAAACAAGCGAAGACCAAAGCAAGAAAAAGCAAAUGGGUCAAAGAGAUAAACAAAUAAAAGAAUAUGAAAACCAAAUCGAAAUCUUAAAAGCUCAGUGCGACUCAGCAGAAAAAGACUAUACACAAAGGACUGUUUCUAUUGAAGAAAAACUGACCCAAAAAGACACUGCAUUAAUGAGUCUGCAAGCAGAAUAUGAAGAAUUUAAAAAACAAAUUAAGGACUCUUUUAAUAAGACUCUUGUGCAAAAAGUACAACAGUAUAGAGAAUCCAAAGAAGUUUUGUGCUCUUAUGUGGCGUAUUUAAAACAAAGGCUUGAUAGUAUUGAAAAAGAGGUUUCACUGUGGCAAGCAGUUGUCCAUACACAUGUGCUUCCUGUUUUCCAGGCAAAGAAGCCAGGCAGGAUGCCUCAGUUUAAAGAAGUCCUUUCUUUUGCACUAGAUAUUAUGGAAAGAAAACUAGACACUGACAGAUCCCAAACCCAAUUUAUUUCUUUAUUAAAUGAAGCCAGAAAAAAUGUUAAAUCAAGCUAA
Blepharisma stoltei is the source of this 2225-nucleotide messenger RNA. The record is from the annotation of a GenBank genome assembly. Lineage: Eukaryota; Ciliophora; Heterotrichea; Heterotrichida; Blepharismidae.